Molecule: messenger RNA, 1967 nt
Organism: Sinocyclocheilus anshuiensis
Lineage: Eukaryota; Metazoa; Chordata; Actinopteri; Cypriniformes; Cyprinidae
Product: gastrula zinc finger protein XlCGF57.1-like
Exons: 2
Coding region: 26-1408 (460 amino acids)
Biological process (GO): regulation of transcription by RNA polymerase II
Cellular component (GO): nucleus
Molecular function (GO): DNA-binding transcription factor activity, RNA polymerase II-specific; RNA polymerase II cis-regulatory region sequence-specific DNA binding
Source: RefSeq, a predicted model, not a curated record
AGAUACUGAGGAACAAACAGACCUGAUGGCGAUGAAUGAGGAGAGUCAAGAACUGAAUGAAACAGACGAGAAAGAUCAGAAUGCGAAACAGCAUGAUUUCAAAACUGAAGAAAAAUCAAUUAGUUGCUCCCAGACUAAAAAGACUCCCUCACAAGCUCAAAAAACACAAACUACAAACCUUAAUUCCAACAUGAUAAUUCACACUGGAGAGAAGCCGUUCACCUGCCCUCAGUGUGGAAAGAAUUUCACGUGGAAAGGAAGCCUUGAGACUCACAUGAGAACUCACACUGGAGAGAAGCCAUUUGUAUGUGAUCAGUGUGGAAAGAGUUUUACACAGAAAAAAUACCUCACUGUCCACAUGAGAAUUCACACUGGAGAGAGUCCUUUCACCUGCCCUCAGUGUGGAAACGGUUUUACACAGAAAAAAUACCUCACUGUCCACAUGAGAAUUCACACUGGAGAGAAGCCGUUCACCUGCCCUCAGUGUGGGAAGAAUUUCACGUGGAAAGGAAAACUUAAGACUCACAUGAGAGUUCACACUGGAGAGAAGCCGUUCACCUGCCCUCAGUGUGGAAACGGUUUUACACAGAAAAAAUACCUCGCUGUCCACAUGAGAAUUCACACUGGAGAGAAGCCUUUCACCUGCCCUCAGUGUGGGAAGAAUUUCACGUGUAAAGGAAAACUCAAGACUCACAUGAGAGUUCACACUGGAGAGAAGCCUUUCACCUGCAAAUUGUGUGGGAAGAGUUUCUCAUUCAAUAACGGUCUUAAGGUUCACAUGAGAACUCACACUGGAGAGAAGCCAUUUGUAUGUGAUCAGUGUGGAAAGAGUUUUACACAGAAAAACUGCCUUAAUACCCACAUGAGAAUUCACACUGGAGAGAGACCUUAUACCUGCAAACUGUGCGGGAAGAGUUUCUCAUUAAAUAACGGUCUUAAGGUUCACAUGAUGAAUCACACUGAAAAGAAGCCGUUAAUGUGCCCUCAGUGUGGAAAGAGUUUUACACAGAAACACUGCCUUAAUACCCACAUGAUUAUUCACACUGGAGAGAAACCUUACAUCUGCCCUCAGUGUGGAAAGAGUUUCAGGUAUAAAGGAAGCCUUAAGAUUCACAUUAGAAUUCACACUGGAGAGAAACCUUUCACCUGCAAACUGUGUGGGAAGAGUUUCUCAUUUAAUAACGGUCUUAAGGUUCACAUGAGAACUCACACUGGAGAGAAGCCAUCUGUAUGUGAUCAGUGUGGAAAGAGUUUUACGGAGAACAAACUCCUUAAUGCCCACAUGAGAAUUCACACUGGAGAGAGUCCUUUCACCUGCAAACUGUGUGGGAAGGGCUUCACACGUAAAGAAAACCUUAAAAACCACAUGAAGAUUCACUCAAGACAGAAAAAUGUUAAUUGUCAUUAGUGCGAAUAGACAGGAAUCACUGUGAGAAUCAUUCAAAUUCUCAUCGGAAAAAAGCCUUUUAUGUGCCAUCACUGUGGAAAGAGUUUCACAAACAAUGCAAACCUUGAGAGUCACAGUGGAGAGAGACAUUGCUAGUGUCUUCAGUUUGAGAAGAGUUUGUCAAAGCAGCAUGAAAUGCAAUUUGCGAACUUAUUCUGGGUAAGAAAUUACUGUUUUCCCCAGAGUGACAAGAGGAUUAGGAAAAGGAGCAAUUUCUACAAUCAUCUGUGUAUUCUUUCUCAAAGACAAUUCAGUUGUACUCAGUGUACUAAAUACAUUUUUUGCAUUCACACUUAAAGACACAUAUGUAAAGUCAUGAUACCCUGUUUGUUCUUUGUUAAAGCAUAUAAUAAGAAAAAUUGUCUGAUUGACACCAACACUACUUCUUUUACUUGCAUCCUUGACCUCUUUAUGCUUCACCAUGAGGCUUUUUAUUUUCUUUCGUGCAUAUGUACUCCUGUGGCUAGUAGGGAUGGGACGAUACACCUACCUCCGGAUUUGAUACUAUCACGAUACGUGG